Messenger RNA from Penicillium chermesinum, 228 nucleotides. Its product is annotated as Aminotransferase lcsP. The transcript has 2 exons. The record is from RefSeq and is a predicted model, not a curated record. Lineage: Eukaryota; Fungi; Ascomycota; Eurotiomycetes; Eurotiales; Aspergillaceae. Bases 1 to 228 code for a protein of 75 amino acids. Gene Ontology annotation, molecular function: catalytic activity.
AUGCAUCCGGAUAGUCAAAAUGCAAUUGACUCGGUCACGGCGGCUUCGGUAGUCGAGUUCGUCCAACAUAUAGGAUACCAGGUGGAGAAGAGACCGGUGAAAUAUGCGGAACUAAGCCAGUUUUAUGAAAUUAUUGCUGCUGGUACGGCGGCGGCUCUGCUGCCGUACCGCAGCAGUGACCAGAAUCAAGGUGGCAAUGUCUGUGUCAAGCUCCUACAAAAGCUUUGA